Parus major (Great Tit) is the source of this 2401-nucleotide messenger RNA. RefSeq names its product DEAD-box helicase 4 (gene DDX4). Gene Ontology annotation, biological process: gamete generation; cell differentiation. Bases 310 to 2166 code for a protein of 618 amino acids. Lineage: Eukaryota; Metazoa; Chordata; Aves; Passeriformes; Paridae. The transcript has 17 exons. The record is from RefSeq and is a predicted model, not a curated record. Gene Ontology annotation, molecular function: ATP binding; RNA binding; RNA helicase activity. Gene Ontology annotation, cellular component: nucleus; P granule.
GUUGGGUAUUACCCUAACGCUCGGGAAAGGUGUGCGCAGUUAAAUGGUUCCUGCGCCAGGUGCAGCUCGGCGGCUCCCGGCCCGCCGUGCCUCGGCAGCGCCGUUCCCGCCGCAGCGCCACGUGAGGGGGCCAGGGCGCGCCCACGGAGCCCGGCCGCGCCCCGCGCCCAUUGGCUGCCGGGAGCGACACGUGACGCGGCGGCAGCGGCACGUGCGGCCUCAUUGCGGUCUGUCGGCGGUAGCCGCCAUUUUCUUUCGGUGCGGAGUUUUGUGGACUGUAGGAACGAGGCAGGUCUGGCAGAGCGCAGCAUGAUUGAAGAAGACUGGAAUGCGGAGAUAGGGGACGAGGCGUUGCUCAAAUCCCUUGAGAAGGUUAGCUUGCUUGAGAGACCAGAUGACCCCUCAUCUGUUUUCAGUCCAAGUGUAGACUCCUUUGAUACUGAUGAAUUUGUGAACACCCAGCAUCAGCCAGUGAGUAGUUUUGGUCGAGGAAGGAAUUUUGCAGCCAAAGGUUUUCAAGAAGGAAAUGGAGAAGAUGCCGUUACACAAAACAGAGGGUUUAAAGGAUUUGGACAAGGUUUUCAUGAACGAAAUGCUGUAGAUGGUGCUGGUACACAGAACAGAGGGUUUAAAGGAUUUCGUGGUGGCUUUGGACAAGGUACAAAAGGUGGGCAGGGGGACAUACCUCAGUCUGGAACUCCCAGUUCUAGAGAAAGAGGAACAGUCACAGAUGGUGCAGGUCCAAAGGUGACUUACGUACCCCCUCCUCCACCUGAUGAUGAACAAGCCAUCUUUGCACGUUAUCAGACAGGAAUGAAUUUUGACAAAUAUGAUGAAAAUGUUGUUGAAGUGUCAGGACUGGACCCUCCACCAGCGUUAAUGAGUUUUGCAGACACUAACAUGUGUCAUACUUUAACUGUGAACAUUGCUAAAGCUGGAUACUCUAAACCUACUCCAGUACAGAAGUACAGCAUUCCUAUUAUACUGGCAGGACGGGAUUUAAUGGCAUGUGCCCAGACAGGAUCAGGAAAAACUGCAGCCUUUCUUGUACCAGUUGUGGCCCAAAUGAUGAGGGAUGGUGUAACUGCCAGUAGCUUUAAAGAGCAGCAAGAACCGGAAUGUAUUAUUACUGCCCCAACUAGAGAACUGGUAAAUCAGAUCUUCCUAGAAGCAAGAAAAUUUGUGUAUGGGACUUGCAUAAGGCCUGUUGUGAUCUAUGGAGGUACACAAACAGACUAUUCGAUUCGUCAAGUAAAGCAAGGCUGUAAUAUACUGUGUGCCACUCCAGGAAGGCUUCUAGACAUCAUUGGAAGAGGAAAGAUUGGUUUGCAUAAUGUGAAAUACUUGGUACUAGAUGAAGCAGACCGCAUGCUUGAUAUGGGUUUUGGUGCAGAUAUGAAGAAGCUGGUGUCUUUCCCAGACAUGCCACAGAAAGACAAACGCCAAACACUAAUGUUUAGUGCCACUUUUCCUGAGGAAGUACAGAGGCUAGCUGGUGAAUUUUUGAAAACUGACUUUUUAUUUGUUGUUGUUGGACACGUGGGUGGAGCAUGCAGUGAUGUUCAGCAGAAUAUUCUUCAAGUUUCUCAGUAUUUCAAGAGGGAUAAACUGAUAGAAAUUCUACACAGCAUAGGUAAUGAACGAACUCUGGUCUUUGUGGACACAAAGAAAAAAGCAGACUUCAUUGCAUGCUUUCUUUGUCAAGAAAACAUACCAGCUACUAGUAUCCAUGGAGAUAGAGAACAGAGAGAGAGAGAAAUAGCUCUUCGGGAUUUUCGUUCUGGAAAAUGUCCAGUUCUUGUGGCAACCUCAGUGGCAGCAAGAGGUCUAGACAUUGAAAGCGUUCAGCAUGUUAUUAAUUUUGAUCUUCCUUCCACCAUUGAAGAGUAUGUACACCGAAUUGGACGAACUGGUCGUUGCGGAAAUACAGGGAAAGCGGUUGGCUUCUUUGAUAACAAUUCAGAUGGUCAUCUUGCACAGCCUCUAAUUAAAGUGCUUUCAGAUGCUCAGCAGGAAGUUCCUGUUUGGUUGAUGGAAAUUGCGUUUGAGUCUGAAGGAGGACGACUCCCAGUUCAUACCCAGAAGAAUUACAGAGGCAGAGGCAGUGUGAAUGCAGGAGAAGUAAGGAUGGAGUGUUCUGCAAGAGAAAUUGAGUCAUGGGAUUAAACCACUUCAUACCAAACUAGUUUGUACUCUGUUGUGCUGUAAGUGAAAUGUUGCGUGAGAAAGUAAUCUUGUGAAGACCUAGUUUGGGAAGGAGCUUUAUGUAAGGGUUCACCUAAACUUUGUUCAUUUUUUUGUAACGUGUCAGUUAAGAAGUUUGAAUCUUGUGUUAUGAUGAUGUAAGGAUUUGUUAAACAGCUCUUCAGCAGUUAAUAAAAGUUUGAGACGUGCACUUUGA